UGUGCUCCUCAUUCAGCAGUGAUAACACAGGCAGCACCACACGGAGCCUGGUGAGCCCCAGCUGCUGUAGGAUGAUGAGACCAGGCCUGAUUCAUCCUCCAAGUUCUAAGUUCAUCCUGCUAAGUUCCCAGCUGAGCCCCCUGCAUUCCUUUUGCCUUUCCUCUUCUCAGUCUCCACGUGUUCAAAGGAAAAGUUGUCUCCCCUCCGCGCCACACAGAGGAUGGGAUGCAGGCUUUGGGAGGGGACACCUGGACCCAGACACCUCUCCGUGGGGACUGCCCCUGCAGGUUGCUGGGGACAUCCUUUCACAUUGCUGAUUAAUCCUCCUAAGCUCUGGCACUCACUCACACUGCCAGACACAGGCGGAGUGAGAAUAGGAAGGGGGAGAGCAGGGAAAAAAUUAAAGAGGGAGGAAUGAGUCACCAGUCCGGACAAACUGCCUCCAAGACUCUAAAAUUAAGCUGAAGAGAGUGGUCCCAGCGGUGCUAUGGAUCUGGCAGCUGUGAGCACCUGCUUUCCUGAUGCAUUGCAGGGACUUGAGAGUAAGUGUUACAGGCUGGUUGCUACUGCCACUACUUGCAGGAGAGAGGAGGGCUCGGGUUGUGAUGAUUGGCACUGCAAAAUCCUGCAGUCCUAGGAGGGCACAGAGAAACCAUGGAGUUGAGCCAGAUUGCUGCUCCCAGAUGCAGCAACACUUCAGAGCUUCAAAGGCUGCUUCCUGCACUGAGGAGGUGCGUUGGUAAUGCCAGGUACAACCAGCCACAGUGAAGCCCCCGAGGUACCCUGCUACCAGGGAAACUCCUGCAAAUUCAAUUCAUGGUCAGCGCUGAAUAAGGCAGUUCAUUCAGUGAUGUGACUCAUUAUCUACUGAUAGAGUUCAGAGCAACCCUGGCGGGCAUCCUGUGGCAGGGAGUUCCACAAAUACCUGCACUGCACGUGGGCUGCUGGAUUAAUUGCCCAGGGCCCACCCAAAGGUAAUGUAAAUUAUGUCAACCUAAGCCCAGAAGAGCAAAAAUGAAGCCUCUGGUGUGGGCAUAUGCCUGUGAAAGCACUUGAAAAUGGGAUCUAACCUCCUUUAAACAUCCUAAGCAUGACUCAAAACUAUCUCUUCCCAGUGGUUUAUUACAUCUCUCCAGUUUUCAAGUGUUGGCUUUUACCUUUUCAGUCUGCCCCAUCCCCUAUCACGUACAGCAAUGCCUACCAUGUGUGUGAAACAAAAUUCAUGUACCUGGCUACCUGUGGAGGUGCACAGGCUGAGCUCUUCUCCCAACACAAUCUAAGCACAACCCCCCACUGGAGCUGAGGCAGAGAAUGGGGCACACAGAGCACUGAGAAAGUGAUCUGGAGACCUGGAAUUUGUGAUCCUAUGACUGUGCUUAUGCUAACAAGUCCUGCAAGGGUUAUCAGGCCUGGGUAGAACUCUGCUGUGUGGCUCUGUUCCUUCUAAAAAACGAGCUCAGGGGCUUCUGCAUGGUGCUACAGACACCUGCUCUGCCAUGGUAAAGAAAAACCUCUGUGUGCUACCCAUGCCAUUCCUUCCCCAAUGAAGCCCACUCUCUCUUGUGUGUCUCCAGACAGCAUUGUGGCCAAGUUCUAGCCUAAAGAGGCCUGACAGCUUUGAAGUCCUUUACUGCCUUCAUCAGCUCACCUUUGAGCAGCACUGGCUGCACAUGAAGUUGCCCAAGUAGGUUUGGAAUGCCAGAUUUUAGACCCUGGCUAUGUUGUGCUCUAAGAGAUACUUUCUUCUUUUGUUAAAGCUGGAAUUUGCCCCAAGGGCUUAAAUGCUCACAAUAACAUUGCCAAAUGUCAAGAACUGGGUGAUGCACAGCACAAGGAGUCACUGAUGUUGGCUGCAGGGCAGGAAAGGGGGUGAGGAUGAAAGGGAAGCCCUUUGUGCUGGGAAUGGGAUGGGGAAAUCCUCAUGUCCUUCCUGGAAGAACUGCUUGCACAAAGGAGAUUAAUUUCUCUCUUAGAUCCGUUUCUUCUGGGUCUAUGCCUUCCAGCACAGAUGAAAUCUGCCAGGACAGUUUGGGGCUGUUAAACUGCAACAUUUUCCCAAUGAAGGUGCAAAAGACAAGAGAUCGUGUGUGGAGCCAGGGAGGGGAAAGAGUUGAAACAGACUAUCUGCCCAUCUGCCCGUAUCUCCAUCCAUCUGGAGGUGCUCAUAGGGCAGAACAGAAGGGAGAAGGGUUUGUGUGCUCAACAUCCACGCGGAUUUCUGAGCACCCUGCCAGCCAGAAGGUUUUGCUGUGUUCCUGCUGCUCCCAGCAGCACCAGUCUUGCCUGCAUGACCCUUGGAACAGGGGCCCGGUCUCCUGGGUGCCCGCCCAGGGGAGCCGAGCCGAGUCGCCCCCUCCGCCCACUCUCCCACCUCACAGCUGCUCUCUGCAUCCCUCUUUUCUUCCUCUCCCUCUUCCCUCCACUGUCUUCAGCUUCUUUUACCGCACUCCUCAUUCCUUCAUCCUCCCCUCUUCUGCGCUCCCCUUAUCCCUCUGCCCAUCUGCUUGCGCCUCCCUCUCCCCCUUUUAUUCUCCAUCCCGAUAUCUCCCCCCGCUCUUCUUCGUUCUCCUGCCCUGUCGUCCAUCCCCUCCUUCUCCUCCUUCUCCUGCCGGUGUUUCCGUGCGUGGCGCCCAUUGGCUGCCGGCGCCCGUCCCCCGGUACCGGCGCUCCGCUCCCUCUGCCCGAGCCCCGCCGAUGGCGGGGGCUGCGUGGGGGGGAGACCCACGGGCGUGGGGCUGAGGGGCCGCGCAUCCCCCCGGCCGCCCCGUGGCCCCUUCCCACGCCAGGCACGGCGGGGGCGAUGGGCAAGUCUGGGAAGAAGGACCUGCGCCUCCGGUAGCGCUCGGCGAGGCUCGCUCCCUCCGGGAGCGCUUCGCUCUGUCGCGUUUAGGAAAGGGGAAGGGGAAAAGCAUGACACGGAUUCUCCCGGUGAAGCGGAGGAAAAUGUACAUCCCGACGACAUGGCUUCUGAAGCUACCCUGGAGCUGGAUUUACUGUAUUGCUAAACAACAGCCUGAACAACCGGCUUUGAGGUGUGGACCCCAGACGCUUCUCCAAAUGCUUUUCAGCCCCAGCAGGAGUAUCUCCACCCAUAUUUGAUAUUUCUCCAGAUUGCUAACUGAUCCUGCAAGGACACUGCCCUCUGCCCUCUUCCCUGCCUCUGCUAUGGACACCUCUGCUUUUAGCCUCCCCACGCCGGCAGUGUCGGAGGAGGGGAAUGCCUCCAGUAGCUGGACAGGCUUCACCACCCCCAACAGCUCCUCCACCAUCAGCCCUGGUGUAGUUGUCAGCGGUGUCCUCAUCCCCGUGGUCUACCUCAUUGUCUGUGUGGUGGGGCUGGCUGGGAAUUCGCUGGUCAUUUAUGUGGUCCUGCGGCACUCCGUGAGCGAGUCGGUGACCAAUGUCUACAUCUUGAACCUGGCCCUGGCUGAUGAGCUCUUCAUGCUGGGCCUGCCGUUCCUGGCUGCGCAAAAUGCCCUGUCCUACUGGCCAUUUGGUUCUUUCAUGUGCCGCCUGGUGAUGGCCGUGGAUGCCAUCAACCAGUUUACCAGCAUCUUCUGCCUGACAGUGAUGAGCGUUGACCGCUACCUGGCUGUGGUCCACCCAGGGAAGUCCUCCAAAUGGAGGACAGCACGGGUGGCCAAGGCCGUCAGUGCAACCGUGUGGGUGCUGUCUUCCAUAGUGGUGCUGCCCGUGGUUGUCUUCUCAGAUGUCCCUUUAGGGAUGAGUACGUGCCACAUCCAGUGGCCAGAGCCUGCCUCGGUGUGGAGAGCUGGCUUCAUCGUCUACACUGCUACCCUGGGCUUCUUCGGACCACUGCUGGUGAUUUGUCUCUGCUAUCUCCUGAUCGUUGUGAAGGUUCGCUCCUCUGGCAGGCGGGUGAGGGCUCUGUCCUCCAAGCACAAGCUUUCAGAGCGCAGAGUGACCCGCAUGGUGGUGACUGUGGUGGCUGUCUUCGUCCUUUGCUGGCUCCCCUUCUACGUCCUCAACAUAAUCAAUGUUGUCUGCCCACUACCAGAGGAGCCAUCCCUCUUUGGAGUCUACUUCCUCGUGGUGGUGCUGCCAUAUGCCAACAGCUGCGCCAAUCCCAUCAUCUAUGGCUUCCUCUCCUACCGCUUCAAGCAGGGCUUCCGCAGGGCCAUCUUCAGGCCGUCCCGCCGAGUCCAGAGCCAGGAGGUGCCAGCAUGCCCCCCAGAGAAGAUUGAUGAUGAAAGGGAAGAGGGUGAGAUCAGCAAGAUCACCCAGAAUGGAAAUGACAGGCAGGAGUGUCCUCUAAGCAGUGGAGAAGGAAAAAGCAAUGAGCAAAAACCGCUCCCUGAGGAGCCUGCGGGAUGCGAAAAGAGCAACAAGUUGCAUGUCAGUUAUUUAUGAUGAAAGGGCUGGUGCAGGGGAAAGAGACACUGGGACAUGGGAUCCCCUUCACCUUCUCUGCUUUCAAAGGCAAUGGGAGACAUGGAUACAAGGGAAUAUUAAAGUCCAGGAGUCUGCUUAAAGAUCAAUAGGGCUUCACGAUCUUGUGGGAAAAGCAAGGCGUUGUUCUUGGCUUUGGAAAAGACACCUGAGGUUUGUGUAGUACCAGUGUUACCAGAAACUGGUAAAAAUAAAACCUCCUUAACACUAAUGUAGCGUUAAGAAGCAGGCAUUCUUUAUUUGGCUGGAUGCAUGAGGGGAUAUCUCCUCCAAAAUAUCAUGCAUGCUGAGUACAGAAAAAGCUCCCAUUUAUAUACUAUAUUUUACAUAUAUGCUCAUUCAUUUUCCCAGAAUAAACAUACAUAUGGUAAUCAUUUCCCUGAAA
Molecule: messenger RNA, 4795 nt
Organism: Corvus hawaiiensis (hawaiian crow)
Lineage: Eukaryota; Metazoa; Chordata; Aves; Passeriformes; Corvidae
Gene: SSTR3
Product: somatostatin receptor 3
Exons: 3
Coding region: 3166-4371 (401 amino acids)
Biological process (GO): neuropeptide signaling pathway
Cellular component (GO): neuron projection; membrane
Molecular function (GO): somatostatin receptor activity; neuropeptide binding
Source: RefSeq, a predicted model, not a curated record